Messenger RNA from Varroa destructor (honeybee mite), 2523 nucleotides. RefSeq names its product Diphthamide biosynthesis 2 (gene Dph2). NCBI's taxonomy places the organism in Eukaryota, Metazoa, Arthropoda, Arachnida, Mesostigmata, Varroidae. Gene Ontology annotation, molecular function: 2-(3-amino-3-carboxypropyl)histidine synthase activity. Gene Ontology annotation, biological process: protein histidyl modification to diphthamide. The record is from RefSeq and is a predicted model, not a curated record.
AUCAUAAUAAGUAGAAUAAAAAAAAACGAGUGUCUUCGUUACAUUAGCUGUAUAACAUCCGAUGGCUGGUAGAAGUAGGUCUUGAAGUGUUGUCCAAUCAAAUAGUAAAGUAGCCUGUACGGUGAGUAUCUUAUAGUAGAUUUGUCACGUCUUGGUAAGGAUUUGUGAGUAGCUUAAAGUUUCUAUGAGCGAACAGAAAACUGGCGCCGACUGGUGUAUUUGUCGUUUGAUUCACAAAAUUGAAUCUUAACGAAGAAUGGUACCGCUGAACACCUUUUGACUGUUAAGCUAUUGUCUUAAACAUUUGUACCUAACAUCUUAGUUGCUCAGUGGAUUAAACAAUUCGAUUAAUUACACUUUGUAUGUAAAAUUAUCACAAGCUAUGUAGUAUCUGUAAGUGUUUUUGAACCACAGCUACUCAUUUUCUCGUGAUGUUUCGCUUGCAUGAAGUGCGUGUUAGCACGAUCCUUUCAAGCAUGCUCAACUGUCUAUCGAAGGGAUCGCUGCACUAAUGAAACCUUUUACCUAGAGUGUUAACUUUCUGCCUAAAACACAUUAUGCGAACAUAAUUUAGACCCAGAAGAAAUAUGUUUAGUUGAUAAUGUUGUUUUACGUUCAUGUCAAUCAAUUUAAAUGCUUUCGUUAGUCCGUUAUUUUGGAUGUGAAAAUUCGACAGAAAUUGAUAUUGUCUACAAACGCCUACAGAUAGGAAUUUCGCUGUGGGGAUAGCUGUGGAUUUUCUCUGAAACCGAUUUUGCAAAUGUUCAGAAGCCUCACUAAUAGCUAACAACAUGUUAGGCACUCGGUGUGAUUUUUCCGAAGCGUUUUGUUGCUUAUACGUUAACCAACUAUUUUGAUGCCCAGGAAGAAUCGAUAUUAAAGUUCAAUAAAUAUGAAAUACGAAGAUAGCUCGUAUAGGUUAGCGAAAACGAGGGACCUUGGAUACCCCAAAAUCUUUUGUGCUCUUUCGUGUGCUCGUCCUUGCUUGAAUACGUUCCAGUGUUCUUUUUAGGUACGACAAAAUGGCCGUAGCCUUUUGCUCUUCGGCUGAAGAGGCUCUACACCGAAAUUUGGGGUUCUCGGCAAAGCAGAAAUCAAAUGACCAAUUUGGCGAAGAUAUCAACGAAUGCUUUGAACUUGAACGAUGCGCAAAGUGGAUCAGUGAUCAUUCGUUUAGGCGGAUUGCAUUACAAUUUCCGGAUGAGCAGUUGUCCCAAUCGGUGCGAAUAGCGCAGAAACUUGGGUCGAUGGUACCUGACAGUAAAUUGUACAUUCUGGGUGAUACUAGUUUUGGCAGCUGUUGCGUAGAUGAAGUAGCGGCCGAACACUCAGCAUGUGAAGGUGUUAUCCAUUUUGGUCAUUCUUGUUUGUCUCCCCCAUCGCGGUUAGCUACGCUUUUUGUAUUGGGGAUGUACCCUAGAGAGUGGACGAGUUUAGGUCGACAAGCAUACCGCAUUAGGUCAACACCUGAACCAUCGCUGAUUUGCAUCUCGCAAGACCCCGAGAAUCACUCUCAACGGGAAGAAGAACGGGAAGAAUUUCUUGUUAUCGUUGAUACAGAAUAUUGCUCACAAUUAGAUGCUAUUCGCGCUCAUCUCCCUUCACGUGCUGUUAUCGGAGUGCCAUUAAUUCCUGGCAACGAAGAACCGGCAAUGAUCGGCCAACAGGCCCUCAAAAGACUGUUCCCGACAUCUCGACUUUUGACAGAGUUUGGCUUAGUGCUUUGGAUAGGCAAGGAAGGCCAGGCCCUCGUCAAUGUACUUCUGCGCUUUAGCUUUGCCUCUGUUUGGGCAUAUGAUCCUGAGCACAAUACACUGCAACAACAAGGUCUAACAAUAUCGCGGAGCUUAAUGAGGCGGCGUUUUUUAGUGGAGAAAGCUAAGGACGCUCGAACUAUUGGAAUCUUAAUAGGUACACUGGGAGUGCAAAACUAUUUGCAAGUAAUCGGCCACCUUCGACAGCUCAUUCGAAAAGCGGGUCGUAAAAGUUACACGUUAGCCGUUGGAAAAUUAAAUGUUGCUAAACUUGCCAAUUUCCAAGAGAUUGAUGUGUAUGUAUAUGUUGCUUGUCCAGAAAAUUCGUUUUUCGACUCGAAAGAAUUUUACAGGCCUGUGGUAACGCCAUACGAACUUGAAGUCGCCCUAAAUCCAAAUAGAACAUGGGGCGCUCAUUUCUCCACUGACUUCAACGAUAUUCUACCAGGUGGACCGGCUUAUGUUGCGACCCCAGAAGACAUGGAGAGCUCACUGAAUUACGAGACUUCGUUGAUCUCUGGGAAAGUACGAACACUUGGAAACGAGGCUAUAUCAAAUGAGUCGACUGAAAAUAACGGAGUUCUUAGUAUAAAAGGGUCUGGCACUCUGGCCUUCUCUGGUCCUUUUGGAGCAGGCGAGAUGCUUGCUCAGCGAUCUUGGCGAGGUCUUGAUCCCGACUUAGAUGGGCCUAGGACGCCGUCAGAAAUCAAGGCUGGCCGAGCCGGUACAGCAAUGAAAUACACCCACGAAGAUCUCUGACGAUUACAUA